Messenger RNA from Closterium sp. Yama58-4, 1079 nucleotides. Lineage: Eukaryota; Viridiplantae; Streptophyta; Zygnematophyceae; Desmidiales; Closteriaceae. The record is from the annotation of a GenBank genome assembly.
AUGUCCGCCACGCAUAGAGCUCGUUCCUCUGCCAUGCGAUGCCGCGUUGCGCCUCCGUGGCCACUGCGCCGCGCCGAUGCAGCAGCGCGGCUUCUCCUUUGCGCGGCGCUCGCGCUCACUGCCACCGCCGAUUGCUCCUUCUCUUCCGCCAACCACCCACCGCCACGGCCACAAGCCCCGCGUCGCCCAAAUCAGCGCGUGCCGCCGUCUCCCCUUCCUCGCCGGCCCACCCGCGCCCAGCGCGCGCUCCUCAAGCUCAACGCCGCCACCGCCGCCGCGGCCGCCGAUUUCGAGGCGACUGACAGCGGCGAUCAUGCCGCGGCAAGGCCCGUGUCUCUGGAGGCGUCGCAACUGAGCGCGGUGGUGCAGGUGCAGCAGGCGUGGGGCGCGUGGGCGGGCAACAGCAACGCCACCACUGCUUGCUCUGCGUGGCCUGGCGUCACGUGCAGCCCUGACGGACUAAUCGUCGCAUUGGAUUCAAAGGCCGUAUCGGUGGAUGGCAGCACUGCCAUGCCUGACUCCAUCACCAAUCUCUCCGCUCUCCAAUAUCUCGAUCUGACAAACGAUCAGCUGGCGGGGCCCAUCCCAUCCCUCGCGAGCCUCACCGCCCUCACCCUCCUAGCCAUGGGAGCAGACGGCAGCCAGCUCAGUGGCACUCUCGAGGGACUGACUUGGCUCUCCUCCCUCUCCAACCUUCACACACUGAAGCUUGUUGGCUUGGCGGACUUCACAGGGGACUUGUCCUCUCUGCACGUUCUCUCUCACAUGGGAAAACUUCAAAGCCUGACACUCAGCUCUUUCACCAAUGCCACGGGGGAGAUACCCAGGGAGAUCCGAUACCUCACGGCCCUCACUGCACUCGAUUUGUCAUACCUCCGGGCCUUGGAGUUCCCUGACUGGGUGACUCACCUCGCCUCCCUUCAGCGUCUCAACGUGAACGCGGACGAGCCGCGGCGGCAGGGGUUGUUGUCGGAUGACAUAUCGCACCUCACAGCGCUCACCUCCCUAUCCCUCACUGGAAACAAUCUGGAGGGCUACGUGCCUAAGUCCUGCUCCUCUCUCCUCAACCUGCAAUACCU